Closterium sp. NIES-65 is the source of this 807-nucleotide messenger RNA. The record is from the annotation of a GenBank genome assembly. Lineage: Eukaryota; Viridiplantae; Streptophyta; Zygnematophyceae; Desmidiales; Closteriaceae.
AUGUGCUGCCGAGACACUCGCUCACAGUACACGGUCCUGGCGCCCAACAUCUUCUGUUCAGACAUCUACCCCGUCUACGGCCUUACUCGUGACAACUUCACUUCGCUCAAUCCCACUGUGAACUGCAUCGAUCCUCUGCCAGUCGGCCUGACAGUCAAUGUCACCCCCAAGCCCGGACUCGCCCCCUGCACCGUCUACUACACCACUGUCCCGGACGACACGUGCCAGUCCAUAGGAGAGUACUUCAACCUCAACGACUGUCGCAGCAAGGACCCCUCCUGCGCCACAGUCGUGCAGAGCCUCAACCCGGGCUUCAGUUGCCAGGGUGGGGCGCAGGUGCAGCCGAACCAGGCGGUGUGUGUGGAACGGCGGGCAGGGGCGGCGGGGAAGGCGGGGCAGGUGAUACCGGUGUGCUCGCAGUACUACCUGGUGCAGACCGCCGAGACGUGCGAUGCCAUCCGCAGUGUGCCCUCCCCGCCGCUCUCCCCGCUCGACUUCUUCCGCCUCAACCCCGGCAUCAAGUGCAACCGCCUCGUGCCCGAUGCUGCUGGCCUGGACUUGCACACCGGCUUUGAGGCGUGCAUACAGGUAUCGGGUGAGUACACGGUGGGGAUCUGCCCAAAGAGCAAGGGGCUCACAGCAAGUGGGAGUGAGCGCUGCAGCUUCAUCCAGAUCAAAUACUUCCGGGGCAUUCGGGGGUGCUACAAGCGCAUCAACGGAUACGAGUGCAUCGAUAAAAUACCCUCAGGCGCCAAAAUUUGCCUGCCAGACCAAACCAGGAUUCGCCAAGGUGUCUGCACAGUCUAA